CAGAACAAUGGCCAUGGAAAGACGUCGCAGAACAACCACCAGGCAGCCAGCGGGCCUGUAUGCUGAACUAGAAGAGCCAGCAGACAUUCGUCCAUCCUUCGUUCACCCGGAUAUCCCAUUCAACCCGCAUCUCACACGCCUGCUCCCCAAGCUGAAAUCACUCGCCAUGGAUGACAAGAGGCGUACACCCUCCGCGGCCUUGUCCAGGUUCUCAAGACGGACCAAUUUCGUCCUCUAUUCUCAGCACCGGGAUCCACGGUGCGACCCGGAAAAGAGCUACACCCCGCCAUACGAGCUUGACAGCGCCUUUGGGGAAACUUAUCAUCAACUGCCCGGGCUGACCAGUCGGGACAAGCAGGCCUAGGUGGUCCGCAUGAUCGACAAAGCCAGCAGGCUCUUGCAAAAGGAAUGGCAAGCGUACGAACUCAGGAUGCUGGAUAGGGCGCACGGCCGGAGUAAGUCGCCAGGGGCAGAAUGGCAGCGACAAUCCACCAAGGCUUCUACUUCGUCUACUUCGGGAUCAAGCAAACAAGACCACGACCCCAUGCUGAGUGAAUCGAGGCUUGGGGUAUCAGAAGUAGCAGCCCUAGACUCUGCUGCUGACGUGCCACUUCCAAGUAUUGAAAUCGAUGCAUCUUUCGACCUUGAACUGUUGCCAAAGAAGAGCCAAGAACAUUCUCAAGGUCACAGUCACAAUACAGUUUAUCACCAAUGGUCCGACCUACCCGAGAACAUUCGCCUCUGUAUUAUGAAAUUGAUGAGCGGACAUGUCGGUGCCAUUUGGGAAGCCCAAAGACUGUUAAUGCUUGACUUUGCAGAAAUCCAAGAUUUUGAGAGUUUGUACAUUCGAGAGCGAAACAAAUGUCUCGGAUACACUGAAGCCGUCAUGAAGGGCCUCGAGAGCAAGGAGGCACUUGUCGAAACUCUCAGACGUGCUGGGAGGGAGGCCUCUGCCGACAUCGAGCUGCUACGUUCAGAGCAAGCCGAGGAAUAUAGCCUAGUGAUCGACAAGGUCACAUCAGAGGAUGUGAUUGCUGGGAAGACAUUCCUUCAGAAUAUCGGCCUAUCUGACUUUGGUGUCAUGCUCGAAGGAUUCGAAGGUGUUUCGACAGGACCGAUGUUCGAGAUCGAAUUUCAGUUGUCGGGAGAAGUUGGAGUCCAACCUUUCCAGUUCGAGCUCGAUUGGAACUUGACCGUGGAAGAGGGGCUAAUAUGCUCUAGGGCCAACACUGAAGCCCGACAGAAGCCUGUAUCCCAUGGUUGGAUGCAUUUGAAGCGGGACCAGGACGAGUUGAAUCCUAACGUGAAUCCUGUGCACUUGCACUAUUCGAGUCUGUCUUUAAAGAAGUCCAUGAGUAGAGGGACGGAUAUUGAGCGAAGGCGCCAGAAUAACAGGCCACAUGAACCAGUGGGAGGCAACCUGCAGCACAAGCCCCUUAAGAACCAACCAGGAGUUAGUUCAUUCAGCAGGCUGACGCCAGUCUCCAAUUCGAGUUCCGAUGAUGUGUCAAAAGGAGCAACGCUCAAGCGGUCUGAUAAGCGGGAAGGUAUGGUUAUGCAACAGUCAGCUGUUACCAUGAGGACGGACGAUGUCGAUGGCGCAUUGAAAACUUUAGACAAAAAGCACAAUGGCAUGCCCAUUAUCACGGCUACUGCUCCUCCAGUCUCAACACAACAUCCAACCACCCCUACAAAAAUUGUCCUCAAAACGUCCGUCGGAAGGGGCAAGCGUGACGCACCGGAGGAAUUAUCUGGUCCUCAGAAGAAGGUCCGCAUAACACAGGGACAGGUGGUCAAGCAAUCCAGGUCUGCUGGUCUUGAGUGUCAAGACAAGCAGCACAAGAACCAAAACCAGCCGAAUGCUAUUGUCAAGGCAGUUUCCAGGGAAGCGGAAGUCCCGCCGACCAUCAACGCAGCCAGACUCAAAAGAGCUGCAGACCCGGUACCAAAGCCAACUAUUCAGAGGGAACUACAGGCCUGA
This is a messenger RNA of Pyricularia grisea, 1981 nucleotides long. RefSeq lists its product as uncharacterized. NCBI's taxonomy places the organism in Eukaryota, Fungi, Ascomycota, Sordariomycetes, Magnaporthales, Pyriculariaceae. The record is from RefSeq and is a predicted model, not a curated record. Bases 374 to 1981 code for a protein of 535 amino acids. The transcript has 2 exons.